UUCGCCAUAAAUACUCUCUAUCUCGAUCUCUCUCUAACUAACUAAGAUAUGGACAUCGCCGAUAUAGGUAAGAAACUUGGUCUCGCAGAUUCGAAACAGGUGAUACGAAAGGCUGGUGAAUUUCGCCGUCUAUGUGACCUCCAAUUUGACUCUUCCACAAUCGGAGUGGGGGAGAUUUGCAAGGCGAUUAUUUGCUUAGAGAUGGCCGCUUUGAGGUUUGACGUUAUAUUUGAUCGUGAGAAUGCUGUUAAGCUGAGUGGGAUGUCUGAUAAGGCAUAUACUAGAUCAUUUAAUUCUAUACAGAAUGGUCUUGGAAUCAAGAGUAAACUUGAUGUCAGAGAAUUAGCUGUUCGGUUUGGAUGUGUUAGGCUAAUUCCUAUCGUCCUCAGAGGUUUAUCUCAGUACAAAGACAGGUUUAUUGCAUCAUUGCCUCUUUCUCGUAGGGCAAGUGCUGAUUUCACUCGCUCUGUAUUUACUGCAGUUGGAUUCUACUUGUGUGCCAAGAAGCAUAAGCUGAAGUUAGACAAGAUUAAGUUGAUUGAGCUAUGUGGCACAUCAGAAUCAGAAUUUUCUAAUGUAUCUACAUCAAUGAAGGAGCUUUGUUUUGAUAUAUUUGGUAUAUCGAAAGAUAAGAAAGACCCGAAAGAAAUAAAGGGGAAUAGAGACCUGUUAGAUGCAUUACCGGAAAAAAGAAGGGUGGAGGAUGGUGGUUAUUCAUCUGAUGAUGGAGAAGAAGAGAGUUCGUGUUAUAAGAAGCAGAAACUUAUGGAGAAACACGAGUACAACGAGUGGAAAUCUAAUGUCAUGAAAUCAAAUCAACAGAACAAGGAGGGAAAAGAUCCUGCAAAGCGCACAAAGCAAGCCCGACUCAACUUUUUCAAGAAAACGCCUUAAUAUGUAUAUUUCAAUUUAUCGUCUACUCCAAUUUAUUGUUUACAAAUUCAAAUAGAUGGGCAGUUAGUUCAUUGAAAGAGGAGGAUAUGCAUAUGGGCUUAAAUUUGUUGUUUAGGAUAUCUGUCAUGGUUUGGACUGGUUUUGGAUAAGAGGAAGGACUCAAAUAUUCUUUUAAACUAGAGUUUAUUUUC
Messenger RNA from Impatiens glandulifera, 1085 nucleotides. Its product is annotated as origin of replication complex subunit 6. Lineage: Eukaryota; Viridiplantae; Streptophyta; Magnoliopsida; Ericales; Balsaminaceae. The transcript is spliced from 10 exons. The record is from RefSeq and is a predicted model, not a curated record. Gene Ontology annotation, biological process: DNA replication initiation; DNA replication. Gene Ontology annotation, cellular component: nuclear origin of replication recognition complex. Gene Ontology annotation, molecular function: DNA binding. Bases 49 to 894 code for a protein of 281 amino acids.